Schistosoma guineensis is the source of this 3371-nucleotide messenger RNA. The record is from the annotation of a GenBank genome assembly. NCBI's taxonomy places the organism in Eukaryota, Metazoa, Platyhelminthes, Trematoda, Strigeidida, Schistosomatidae.
GACUAUUUGGAAAUCAGAUAGAUAUCAUUAGCGAAAUUGUGUUCUAUGAACUAGCAAGUUUGAUUGCUAAGCUUUUAUUGUUUCUUUUCGUUAAUGAGUAAAUGAUUCAUCUACAAUAGGUAUAAAAUAUCUUAAAAAAGCAUCAUAAAGGUAUUGAAACUAUUUGAAAGUAAUUUUCUCUCCGUUUUAAAUCAUAUGAACGACACAACAGUAUUGACUAUCAAUAAAAUUUAACAUCACAAUACUUCACACAAAAUUAUACACCACACUUUACACCUACCUAUAUAUGAAAAUAGAUUAGCAGCAAAGCGACAUUAUAUGUUACCAUUGAUAUCAAUGUACAUGAACAACCAUCUGCAUAAAUUCGAUUGGGAAAAUAUCACAGUUCAAAUUAGUUAAAGUUUAAUCAAGCUAGAGAAAUUCUAGAGGAAUAGUAUUCAAAAUAAAUAGAGAUAGAUUCAAUCUGUAAACAAGAUAAGGAUCAGGUAAAUCAAAUGAAUGUCCAGAAGUCAACGGAAAAAGAUGGCCAACAGGAAUACAAGAACAAAUGGAGAUGAAGAAACUUUCAAAGACAACUAAUCACAAACAAGGCAAUCAGAACGAACUCGAAUAACCGAACAGAAUAAUUUCUACGUUGAUAUCGUCAGAUAAGAACCUUCGUUUAAAUUUGGUCAAAUAGUUUCACAGUAUUUGGGCGCCGGGUCAAUGUGAGACAUUAAAGAGGAAGAAUGUAUUUGUAAAAUCUCAGCAAAUGAAUUUGAAGUAGAUCCAACAUUUCGCCUGGAAAACUGGCCUAAGCUUUUUCAAGGAAAUAUAAUCAAACAUCGGUAAUAUCGUUGUUCAGAGUAACAACAAAACUUCAUCAGUUAAAUUAUUAUCACCGAAAUUAGUACAUGUAUACUUGAAGGUUACAAGAAAAAAUAACUUAGAUAGGCUAUUUCAUUACUAGAAAUCUGAACCCAUGGAUUAUAAUUUCUCAAGAAUACCUUUCUGUUCAAUCCAUAACAAAUUUUUCACUUUUGCUAAACCAUAUGAGAUGAGAUAAACUCAAGUUAAACCAGAAUAUUUUUUUCGAUAGAAUAACAUUUAGAUAAGACUAUCAUAAAUAAAGAACCUCGAAGCGAAGCUAAUGAAAGUAAGUAAAAAAAUGAAGCAAACUCUUAAAGCUAUUUUCUCUGUUCAAGGUUAUAGACAUGAUUAAAUUUCAUUGAACUUGUGAACUAGUCAAUGUUAAACCAACAUUGAAAACCUGGAAAAACGGGAUGGACAAUAGUGCAUACCUACGAUCCCACACGUGGGAUUCGAACCUAGGACCAUCGAUCUCCCGCGAACGCUACUAUCUAACAGAUGACAUCUCUCGGUAUUAAAGAACUAUUUUACCUCUGUUAGUGUGCAAUUAAUCAAUAAUCUGAGGUUUUCAAUACGACAGUGUACAACGGGUUGUUAUAUUGGUGAAAUUUUCUCAUUUUAAACACAUAUCAUCCUAUAUGAAUAAGUUUAAUAGAAUGAAUGAAAGAGUUUUCAAUAAAAUAUUACAUAAUUGUUAGCAUCCGCUUCAGUUAAAUGAUCCAUAUAGUGUUCAGGAAUGUGAAAUAAUAAUAAUAACUAUCGUCUUCUAACGACUAAUUGAAAGAAAAGAGAAAAAACAACUUUAAAUUCAAGGUUGUCUAGACUUUAAUUUUCACUAAUACAAAGUCAGUGUUGUGUUUAAUUCAUUGGAAAGUUGAUUCUAACAUAACAGUUUUGAGAGUGAUGUCUGUUCAUAUUAAAACAUCACAAGUUUAUAUAAUCUUGUAGAGUAAAAACAUUCUUUGAUUUUGUUAUCACCGAGAUAUUGCUUUUAAAAACAUUGGUUUUGAUGGAGUUUUGUUGUCUGAGCUUGAUGGUUUGGUCGUGCAGAUCGCAUCGUUCUUUUGGUUGACAUCAUCAGCACAAACUUCAGGUAGAAGUCAUCAAAAUCAUCCACCUGAGCUACAAAUCUUCUUCACAAUCUCAAAAUCAUUGGUCUCUACAAUAAGCUUUAUAUAUAUCGACUACAAACUAUCCGACAAAUUAUUUUUUUUAUUUGGUUGAGAUCAUGAACAGAUUGAUGUUAGAUCAUUAUUGAAAAUCUGGAAGCACUGAACGGCCGUUUCGUCUUAUUAUGAGACUCCUCAGCAGUGCACAUCCACGAUCCUGCACCCAAACGACUAAGACCCAGGGCCCUCAGUCGCGCGAACGCUUAAGCUACUAGACCACUUAGCCGGCAUCCAACGGUGUUAAUGUCUAACGUUAACCAAUCUACGUAAUUGCGCGUCCAUCUUUCAUUGUGCCUGUCUCUACCUGACAUGGAUUAGCUUCACUUAUCACGGCUUCUUUCUAGAAUUCCAAGAAUUCUCUCAGAAAGCUAGUCACUAAUGAGUAGAUUGUAUUUAUCAGUAUAGGGUUGUGGUGGUCUAACAUUAAUCGGUUCAUGAUCUCAAUCAAAAACUUAAUAAUCUCCACAAUCCUAUACCGAUAUUUCUUUACUACUGAAUUUAUAAAUUCUCAAACAGAGAAUAAGAAAAUCAUCUUUUUUUGUUAUGGUAAACUCAUCUUAUAAUACAAUGAUGAAGAGAAUAAGAAAUAAUUUUGUAUAAACGGCAAUUGUUACUAUUAUUUUUUGCAGGUAAGAUUUAGACACUUACAACUCACGGUAUAGAUUGGUAUUAGUUUCAAGAGAUAAUUACUGAAAAAGAUCAUCAUUUUACAAUCUUUUUGAUUGGAAAAACCUCAUUUACAGGUAUGCAUAUAAAAGAAGAACCAUUACAAUGUAUUCAUGAAGAGAUGCAAUUAAAAAUGAAUGAGCCAUCAACAAGUAGAACAGAUAUUGGUGAUUUACUCAAGUCCCGUUUAGAAGCCGCUGAAAAUGAUGAUGAUAAUAAUGAAGAUAAUUGUAAAAAUAAUGAAUCACCUUUAGAAUAUGCAUAUGAAGGAUCUGAUGAAGAACCAUUUCAACAUGUAGAAAUAUGUUCUGAAAAUAACUUGAAUAAAAAUGAAUCACAAUUGUCAUCUGUAAAUAAUCCAUCAGGUUUUGAAUAGAUAUGGACAAUUGAUAAAGAAGAUAUAAAAAAAAACAAAAGUUUUCUUUUCUUUAAUAUAUAUCAAAUACAGAUUAUCGAUUUAAUUUUCUUUUUUUUAAAAAGAAAAAAAAGAAAAAAGAAUUUCCACAUUGAUUUAUUAUUUUCUACAUUUGAUCUUAUCAAUAAUAAAUAACUUUAUAAAUUUCCGUUGUGAAUAAUGGGAACUUUUAUUUUUUUCCACCUACACCCCCCCCCUCCCAGCAAAAUGUUUAUUAUAUACAUUGUAUUAAACUGUUCUGUUUGAAUAAAUAAAAUAUAUUUUACAGUUUA